AGUAUACGGUAGCGAGAACCGAUAACAAAUUUAGCAGAUAACGGUGUUAAUUCUGACUUCCUCGCACUGGGGCGUUAUUUACUCGGUACCAGGAGACGAGCUCCGGUACCUCACGCUGCUGGUAAUUGCCGGGGUUCCGUCUUGUUUUGGUAAGCGGCAAAGUGUGGGGUGGGGUAUGAGAGCAGCGCCGGGGAUGGGGUGCAGUUCCUACGGGUAAUACCUCGGGAUGGAUGAGUGUCACGGGACAGCACUUUUCCAGAGCCACAGUAGUCAUGGCAGCUACAGAUCUCCAGUCAGAUCCUUUUAUUGGGGUUGGCUUCUCCUCCGGCAAAUCGUUAUCGCAGAGAGUAGUCAAACAUGCACUGGCCAUCAUGCAUCUGCUGACCACCGAGGGUAAGAUAACCGUAUCUGCAGACAUCGGGCUGCAUCAGGGCAGAAGAACGGACGGGAAGAAGCUGGUAACGGACAGAAUAAUGAGGCUGGUUCUAGGAAUCCUUCACCUGCUGAAUGAGGGUCCACUGCAGCUUGAUGCCGUCCAUUUUUCGGAAGACGUUUGGGUGAGUCUGGAGAGGGAGCAGAGGGAUCUUUACAACGACCUAACGACGGAGAAUGAGCAGACGCUGCGCUCCCUGAGUGAUUACCAUAAUAUAAAGGUCUGCAGCAGGACGGCCAUUCCUGGGGGAACAAAUGAGCCUGUGCCGAGUGAAAAGCCGACAGAGCUGGUUGCGGAGGAUCGGGAGAUAUCAGGAGACCCGGGGACGCGUCCAGGUGCAUUCGCAGGAAAUGCAAACGAGUCUGAAACACAUCCCUUUCCACAGAUUUCCUCGGUUAACACUGUAGGCACCCCCCAGAGUUUCUUCCGACAUAACACCACAGACGGGCACCACGCGCCUUGUAUGAAUGCAGAUAAUGGAGCCCCCAAAAGUGGUUUCAAUAACUCUUCAGGUGUCUGCACGGAAAACUCCUUAACCGCCUUCCAAGAAACCUUCGCUGCCCCCCAGGAUUCCUACAUGGGCAUCUACCCAACUGGUUUUACUGAGACUGGUAUUACGCCCAGUAGCAGCCAGCAAUGCAAUGCUCCUCUCAAUAGUUUCUCAUCUACAGCAGACACCAUCGCAGAGUCUUUUCACGUGAAAACCGAGCCUGCGGAGCUGGUUGCGAGGGAUCGGGAGAUAUCAGGAGACCCGGGGACGCGUCCAAGUGCAUUCGCAGGAAAUGCAAACGAGUCUGAAACGCAUCCCUUUCCACAGAUUUCCUCGGUUAACACUGUAGGCACCCCCCAGAGUUUCUUCCGACAUAACACCACAGACGGGCACCACGCGCCUUGUAUGAAUGCAGAUAAUGGAGCCCCCAAAAGUGGUUUCAAUAACUCUUCAGGUGUCUGCACGGAAAACUCCUUAACCGCCUUCCAAGAAACCUUCGCUGCCCCCCAGGAUUCCUACAUGGGCAUCUACCCAACUGGUUUUACUGAGACUGGUAUUACGCCCAGUAGCAGCCAGCAAUGCAAUGCUCCUCUCAAUAGUUUCUCAUCUACAGCAGACACCAUCGCAGAGACGGUGUCUAUCGUUCAUAUUAAGCAGGAAGAAUUGCCUGUCGAUGUCCACUCAAUGCAAGUUGAUCGACCCACUCAGGAAUCGGGCAUGUACGUUUCACUGACAAAAAAGCUUGGAAAUUCUUCAAAUAUCAAAGAGAAGCUAAGAGAAGUAACACCUGCUUUUAGUGAAGGAUGUAUUAAAACCGAACCCAAGGUGAAAAUGCUAAGCCUCACCUCGCCCAGCCGAAUGAACACCCACAGGGUCGAGUCAAGAAGUACUCAUCGUAAGCACCCUGUAAAGAAACCCUUUGAGUGCCUGAGAUGUGAGAAAAGCUUCAUCUGCCGGUCUCACCUCAUCAUGCAUCAAAGGGUUCAUACCAGAGAGAGGCCUUAUGCGUGUACCGAGUGCGGGAAAACCUUCACUCAGAGCUCAAACCUCUUCAGACACCAGAGAGGUCACAGGGGUGAGAGGCCAUAUGCGUGCAAAGAGUGCGGAAAAACCUUUACUCAGAGCACGUACCUUAUGAUCCAUCAGAGAACCCACACAGGGGAGAGACCCUAUGUCUGCAGUGACUGUGGGAAGACCUUUCGGGUCAACUCCACUCUUGUGAGACAUCAGAGGGUCCAUGUGGGUGAGAAACCAUAUACCUGUAUGAAAUGUGGGAAGAGUUUCACGCAGAGCUCCUAUCUUCACAUACACCAGAGGACACACACAGAGGAAAGACCCUUCACCUGCACUCAGUGUGGAAAAGGGUUCAAAGUCAACGCCUCUCUGAUCCGACACCAAAGACUGCACCUGGGGGAGGAGAUAUACACGUGUGCUCAGUGCGGAAUAGACUUCCCGGAAAUGGCCAGGCUGGUUGACCACCAGAGAACUCAUAGAAGCAUCAAGGAAGAGGCUGGAGGACCCUCUGAUGUGCCUUCUGAUACGGUCUAGUAUGACUGGUGUCAGUGAGCCGGCGGGGCCCUGGAUGAAUAUCAUCUUUGAGGAGGCUGGGAAUAGAUUGUGGGUUUUGUUGGUAUGAAUUCUUGACAAAUCGUAAACUCAACAUCAGUUAAUUAUAUAUA
Molecule: messenger RNA, 2602 nt
Organism: Spea bombifrons (plains spadefoot toad)
Lineage: Eukaryota; Metazoa; Chordata; Amphibia; Anura; Pelobatidae
Product: zinc finger protein 43-like
Exons: 8
Coding region: 231-2471 (746 amino acids)
Biological process (GO): regulation of transcription by RNA polymerase II
Cellular component (GO): nucleus
Molecular function (GO): RNA polymerase II cis-regulatory region sequence-specific DNA binding; DNA-binding transcription activator activity, RNA polymerase II-specific
Source: RefSeq, a predicted model, not a curated record